Messenger RNA from Poecilia reticulata (guppy), 11308 nucleotides. NCBI's taxonomy places the organism in Eukaryota, Metazoa, Chordata, Actinopteri, Cyprinodontiformes, Poeciliidae. The record is from RefSeq and is a predicted model, not a curated record.
AGUGUAAAUUUAUCAUUGGGAAUAAUUUUUUGUCUCAUUCUACGGUGUGUGUGCAGAGCAUCUCUGAACCGGCAUGCUCAGUCUUCCAAAAGCUCAAAGAGUACGCCCAUCGCUUUCCUCACUCUCUCUCCAUCUCUCACUCUCACAUGCACACACACACACACGCCAGCUCUCCCACCUUCACACACACACACGUGCUCAGAGUCACACACGCGCAGUGUUGUCAAAASCGCCGCUGCUGGACCUUAGCCAUCUCGCGAAGGAGGUUCCGGCGGAGGCAAGAGAGAGCCAGGGUGAGACAAAGGAGAGGAGGACGGUAGAAGGCGAGGAACGAAUAGGAGAGAAGAGGACCGGCUUGAGGAAGGAGAGACACAGCGCUUUGUGAAGAAGAGAAAGCGAGGAACGGGAGGAGGGAGGAGUGGAGAGGAGGAAAAAAAAGAGGAGGGGGAACAGGAAACGCAAUCACUUUCAGCUGCAGCCGUCCGUGUCGCAGCAUGGGCAAUGCACCAUCUCAAGGGACAGUCUCGUAGCCGGUGUUUAGAAGGGAAGCGAGACAAAGAGAGAAGUCAUGAAAGACGGGGAGAGAAUGAAAGGAGGUUCAAAAGAACAGAAGAUAAAAAAAUGGUUUACUCGUAAAUGGACGGCCAACGCUGGGGCCUGUUAUCCUAAGCAAGAUCCUGAGCGUGGCGGCAGUCACAUGAUCUCCACAGAUGACCUGGAGUAUCCACGAGAGUACAGGACGCUGGGGAACAGCGGCCGGCGUUUCUCCAAUGUCGGCUUGGUGCACACAUCUGAGCACCGCCACACUGUCAGCGCCGCACAGAGUCUGGAGGCCCUGACCAACUUGCAUAAGGCUGACAUGGAACGGAAGAGGGACGCCUUCAUGGAUCACCUGAAGAGCAAAUACCAACAGCAGCAGCAGCAACAGCAGCAGCAGCAGCAGCAGCUGCAGCAUUCCCACCACAGCCCCCACCACAACCCACCAUCACCCUCACCAUCCCAUGCCAGCAUGAGGGGCUCCUCGGAUCGGUCUGCUAGAGAACAGCAACAGCCCAACUACUGGAGCUUUAAGAGUCGCAGUCCACGCCAUUCCCAGUCCACCCAGUCCGGGCUUGCGGACCAGGCUGCCAAGCUUUCCUUUGCCUCCGCCGAAUCCCUGGAGACCAUGUCAGAAGCCGACAUGCCCCUCGGGUUCAACCGGAUGAACCGAUUCCGCCAGAGCCUGCCGCUGUCUCGUUCCGCCAGCCAGAAUAAGCUAAGAUCUCCAGAUGAAUUUUCAGGCGUGCUCUUCCUGCAGUAUGGAGAUGAGACACGCCGGGUUCACAUCACCCACGAGCUGAGCAGCAUGGACACGCUGCACGCUCUCAUCGUGCACAUGUUCCCUCAGAAGUUGACGGUGGGAAUGCUGAAGUCACCCAACACGGCGAUCUUAAUCAAAGACGAGGCCCGAAACGUCUUCUACGAGCUGGAGGACGUCCGGGAUAUUCAGGACCGUAGUAUCAUCAAGAUAUACCGCAAAGAACCCAUCUAUGCUUCUUACCCUGCGGCUGCACACCUGGCUAACGGAGACCUGCGGAGAGAAAUGGUUUACUCAUCUCGGGAAUCUUCCCCAACGCGCCGUCUCAACACUCUUCCUUCCUCUUCGACCUCAGCACCCUCUGGCUCUCCGUCCCGCUCUCGCCUCUCGUACAGCGGGGGGCGUACUCCCUCCUUCUCCGGAAACCAUCCUCAACACGAGCAGCCCAGACAUCCCCACCAUCCUCCAGGUGGCCAUGGUGCCAACAUGGGUCUGUCUCCAUCACCAAGUGCCAUCCUGGAGCGCCGUGAUGUCAAACCAGAUGAAGAAGUUUCUGCAAAAAAGCUGGCUCUCAUGAAAAAUGAGGCGCUGUAUGCUGAUCCCUACAGUUUGAUGAAUGAGGGUCGCCUCAGCAUUGCCUCCACCCAGUCUUUGGCUGCCAUUGGAGACCCUUUCAGCUACCCUGUUACCACUGGCCUCUACCGGCGAGGGUCCGUACGCUCUCUUAGCACCUACUCUGCCGCUGCUCUUCAGGGAGACCUGGAGGACUCAUUCUACAAGCCUGGAGGUUCACUAUACUCGGACACGUACUCCUCUGCAACCCUGGGAAUGGGGUUCCGCAUGCCACCCUCAUCCCCACAAAAAAUCCCUGACAUGCAGCUGAGGGACAGGGACUCGUAUUCCACUUCACCACGACCCUCGCCUGUCAGGCAGACUUUCCGGAAAGACUCUGCCUCCUCCUCUGUGUUUGUGGAGAGCCCAAAGUCGAGGCCCAGCUCCAGUUCAGAGCCUGGUUUUGGUCCUUCUUUAUCUGGACAAGACGCAGACACAAGCAGGGACCACCGCCUGGAGCGUAUGGAGGCCAUGGAGAAGCAAAUAGCCAGCCUGACUGGCCUCGUGCAGAGUGUACUGACCAGGGCACCAGACAGCGACAGCACAUGCGGCCUACUGCGUCUCUGCAUGAUGGCGGGCUGCCCUCCGGACCAAGGGACGGAGUUUUCACGGCCAUUACCUUUCUCUUCCAGCGAGAAGACCGAAACUAACAGUGACGGCUCCGCCACUGGAACUGGACGUCAGAAGAAGAAAGCAGCCAACACACCGUCAGCACCUUUAGCUCUGAUGCCACCACCGCCAUCUAACACAACCCCGGUGAACGGUGUGGGUCGCCUGCAGAUGAAACUCCAUCUGCACGGUCUGCAGCAAAAUGCCACCGACCUCCGCAAACAGCUCGGUCAGCUUCGCAAGAUACAGAUGGAGAACCAGGAUUCAGUGCGAACUCUGCUGAAACGGACCGAGGCUGAGCUGAACGUACGCGUAGCAGAUGCCCUGCGGAAGCAAGAAGAUCCUUUGCAGAGACAACGCCUCCUUGUGGAGGAGGAAAGACUCAAGUACCUCAAUGAAGAAGAACUCAUCAUUCAGCAGCUCCAUGACCUGGAGAAAUCAGUGGAGGAGAUCCAGAAGGAGUCGUCUGUCAACCACAAGCUGGUGUCAGUGCAGGAGCUGGAGGAGAAGGCUACAGUUCUGAGAAAGCUGGGAGAAACACUCACAGAGUUGAAAAAUCAAUUCCCGAGCCUGCAGAGCAAGAUGCGGGUGGUGCUGCGGGUGGAGGUGGAAGCUGUGAAAUUCCUCAAAGAAGAGCCGCACAGACUAGAUGCCCUGUUAAAACGCUGCAAGACUAUAACUGACACCCUCGCCACAAUGCGCAAGCAAGCAAAUGAAGGGGUUUGGAAAAAGCAGGACAACUUUUCUAGCCCCUCAUCAAAGCACAAUGACGACUUGCAAAAAUUUUCGAGUUUUGACAUUCCUACCAGUCCACCACUAACUAUCAAUGACAUCGGAGGAGGUAAUAGCCUGUCUAACUGGAGCCCUCACUCGAGCCUCAGCCGUGGUCUCGGAAACCCGUCCGGUCCUCAUAAGGACAAUCAUCCUCCUAUUCCUCACAAAGGCAAAGCCCUGGAGGAGCUGGAGCGGCGGGCUGCCGCUGACAAAGCUUUGUCAAUGGAAGUCCGACUGGCGGCAGAGCGGGACUGGGAGGAGAAGCGGGCCAGUCUUACACAGUACAGUGCUCAGGACAUCAACCGCCUACUGGAGGAGACCCAGGCUGAGCUGAUGAAGGCUAUUCCAGACCUGGACUUUGCUGCCAAGCAGAUCAAGCCCUCUUCCAACACACCAUCAACCCAGAACCCUCAGAGUGCGGCGUCAACAACAGAGCACCGCAGUAGCAAGCCACAAAACAAGCUUUCAGCAAAAGAGGGGGGUUCCAGGCGUGGCUCUGAUGAGCUGACAGUACCACGAUAUCGCACAGAAAAACCGUCCAAGUCUCCCCCUCCUCCUCCGCCUAGACGUAGUUUCCCCUCAUCUCCAGGAGUGACAUCUCGCAGUGGAGAGCCAUUAAUUCCUGGAAAAAGCAUAAAGAAAUCAGAAUCUGAAGAGAAUGACAUUCAAAAGCCUCAUAUAAAACUGAGGAGGACCAUGUCCGAAAACCCUCGCCCUGCAUCGACACCCCCAACGCUCGCCUCUGGAGAGAAGGAACAAGGAGAGGAGGAAAAGAUCGCUGCCGAGCUUGAGGAAAGGAACUUAUCUCCAGUCCCCCACAUCGUGUUGACAGAAUGUUUGCCAGACUCACUCACUGCUGCAGAAAAUCCUGUCAGAGAUUUAGCAAAUUACUCUGUACAAGAUAAUCCAGCACCCAAUUUGUGCAAUCAACUUAUGGUCCACAAGAAUGUGCUUUCAAGGGAAAUACCUUCAGAAGAAAGCGAACGUGUUCUCAAACAAGACCAAGAAAUCUCCCUGCUUCUGACAGACAUGGAGAUGAGAUGGGUGUCUCCUCACGAAGUUCAGGAACUGAAGAGUAUAGACCUUAAAACUCUAACUGUUUCAGCGCAGAAUAAAGACAUUUCUGAAGCACAGCUGAAUGAACGGCCUGUUCUUAUAGUUUUCAGGGAGGAAAAAUCACUGAAAGAUACAUACAGACUGCUGUAUUCCCUGCUAAAGUCAUCCAAUCCAGUUCCUAAACCGAGAUUAAGAUCCUCCCACCAACUCACCCAGCAACAAUCCCUAAUGGAGGCUCUAAGAAGAGGGAUUGAAACAGGGGACGACGUGCUAAAGUUUCAGCAUGCUGAUGACGUCAGAAUACAGCAAAGUAAUUGUGAUUCUAAAGGUGGCUCAUCAAGUCAGAGGAGGUUGACACAGGAGGUCCGAUUCAGCACCUACCAGAGGCUGGACAGUUUGGAGGAGACGAUUCGAGAGCUUGAGAACACCUUAAUAGAGAUCAGUAGCCAUCCCACGAGAGAGACGCUCUACACUGAGUCAGCCACCAGAAGUAUUCCAGCACAGCAUACUGGGAGUCUGAUGCCAGAGACCAGGAGGCCACCAGUUCCACCCAAACCAGCAUCAAUUCAGGGUGGGAAUAAUCCCAACAUUGGUAAAAUUCAUUCCUCAGCUGCCUCAAAGCUGAAGCACCUGCAGCAAAAUAGCACAGAGAAGACUAAAAGUGGCAAGAAGGAGGAUUUACAGAAGAUGCAGAGCCUGCAACAGCAGUGAGCGACCUGUCCCCUCGUCCAGCCUCUUCAGUCUCCUCCUCCUUUUCACGUGACUACAGAGAUGCACACUUAUCUGCCCACAUUACUUAACCAGCUCCUUUUACAUCUCUAGCAUUCAGUCCAAAGUUGUGCUUCUAGACGGGUGUGAGUGUGUGUUUGUUUGUGCAAGCACGCUUGCUUGCACAGGUGUGUUUGAAUGCCCUGGUGGUGACGGAAGGUGCUGCAGGGAACACUGCCCAGCCACGACCAAUUUUAGAACUUUUUAAAUUUUUCAUUAUUUCCCACUUCAACCCCCUGAAAACCUCAUCUCUCUGCGCUCCUCCUCCGCCCCCUCCUGUCUUCUGUGUCCCCGCUCUACUCCAAGGCCUUGGGGAUCAACCGCGCCGGAACCACUGAACCGUACCUGUCUGGACUGAAAGCGAGCAUUUUUUUAGGCCGAAUGCCUACUCCUGCAGCAGCUUUUGCACCUGGUUUGAGAAUGCCUCCCCAUGAGGGGACUAUGCCCUCCCUGACAGUCUCCUCCAGCCAAGCAAAGGCUCUCCUGGCGAGCCUGUCAGCCUCCGGCCUCUGCACCGAGGCCCUGCUCCUGUCCUCCGCUCUACGUCAACGCCGCCUUCUCCGGGAGCAGAGAGCGUCAUCUUCUCUUCCCAGCAGCCUGUCCUCAACCCCUACAUCCUCCUCUUCUCCCACAACCCCUACUCCAUCCCUGUCUCCUUCCUCUCCCACACCUCUUGGUUCCUUUACCUUCUCCUCUGGGAUUGUCAAACCCACCAGACGGAGACUUGACAGCCCCCAACAACUUGGCAACAGCAAGGAUGGUGACAACUCUUAGUAAUGAGUAAUAGGAGGAGGAGGACAUGGAAGAAUAUAAUUCUAAAAUUAUCUUGUCACCGAGCAAGAAUAGAUGCAUUUUUUUUGUUUUACACUUAUUUCCUUUCAGGAUUCUGUAGAUGCAUAUUUUCUUCAUUUUUUUUUCUUACUAAUGUUGAAUACACCAGACUCUGGAUGCUUCAUAAUCUCACUUCUUUUUCUUUUUUGGACAAGUUUCCUUCUCUCGUCUGGCUGCACGGUCUCCCACGCAGUCCUUUUGCCAGAUUCCCAAACAGAGUACACACAAACAGGCCAGGCUUCGCUUUUUCACCAGCUGUCUGCUACAUGGUUGGUGUGGUUGGACGUGUUCUCAUUUAGUGGGCUGUUCGUGGUAUAGUUUCCAUAACUAGACUGUGUGUAUGAAAAUAGAGUCGCAAUAAUCACCAAGUGAGUCCAGUAGUUAUAUAUGUUUAGGAUAAUGUUGCUCUUUCUUACCUGCAUAACCUUGCAGAAUAAAUCUGCUGAGAAAAUAAGAAAAAAAGACAGAUGUGAUGAAUGUGGUUUUUAACUGUUUGGUGCAAAAAGGGCAUUCUUUUCUUUUCCUUUCUUUUCUUACAUCAACCAAGUUUUAGAUUUUAAAUCGGUGCUAUAUUUUCCCUUCUGUUAGCACUCACUGAGAGUUUACAUAAUUGUUCUCCCUUCUCUGCACAUUCCUUUGGGUUUCUAAUUUAAUGUUGCAGUUGAAAUUUUGUAUGUGUCUCUGCAAAUGAAACUCGUGCAUCUACCAUUGUUAACAUUUCUAGCCUUUUUAAUCUGUUGGGAACAAGAAUAUUGCAGCAUUAUUCACGAAAGCACACUGUAACGAGCAGCCAUGGAUCUUCACAUUUCUGUUUGAUGUAAAGCAAGGAGACAAAGUUACACUGAAAGAAGGAGAAAUGCAAAGGAGAGGUCUGUAUAACCAGUAUGGAUUUACUGUGUGUGUGUUGUAACUAGUUAAUUGACAAUCAGGAUGUUUUCACUGUAGCAUCUCACAGGUUGCCCAUCCCAAAGACUCAAGCACGCACUUGUAAAAGCUAAGCUGAACAGCACAGACACAAUGUGUGUGUAAUAGUUUUAUUUCAUUUUGUUAAUUUUUUACAAUGAUAUAUUCUUUGCUGCCCCUCAGAUGAUUGAUCACAGUGAUCAGAACAACGGGAACGGAAAACCAUAUAAAAUAGUUUCCCGUUGAUAUAGUUGAUUCAGGAUUAUCUGCUAAAAAGCACCUAGAUUUUAUCAUACAGCAGUUUGUACUUUAUAUUUGACAACAAUGAAGUGAUAGCACUUAAUUACAGUUUGAAAUGUAUUAAGAAAAAAAAAACUUUUAAUCAGCACAUGUUUAGGAAUUCUGUAUUUCUUGGCGCUUGUGAGGGAGUCAGGGAAGAUUAUAAAAAUAUAAAGAAAGCACAGUUUCUUCUCAAAACACAAGAUCCCUCUUUGUCAGCUUAGUUAUCAAAUAUAUUAGAAGCUUUAAAAAGUUAAUUUACUAAAAAUAAGCGAAAUAGCAACAAUAUAACUUUACAAUUGUUUUCUUUCAUAAAAUAUGAGUGCCAGAGUCUUUCAAACUAGCAUUUAGACACAAAACAGGACCGGAGAACCUUCUGCCAAGAACAUCGAUCUAGUGUACAUGUAAACUGGUGUGAAGGUAUUGUUGAUGUUAAACAAUAUACAGAUGCAUCACAAUAAGUGAAACUCAUAUAGAAACAUUACAAAAAGUUAAAUGUAUCUGGCUAUUAUUUCUGUUAAUUUUGAUAAUUGUGGCUUAUAGCAAUAAAGAUCCCAAAAUGCUCAAUUUUAGACAAUAGAAAUAAAACACAAGACAAAGAGCAGAGUUAGUCUUAAGAGAACUUUGAAGCAAAUCCCUUUUUAGAGUUUUAUGGAGAUUCACUUGGUGGUGUGGACUUCACUGAAUUACAGACAUGAUCUUCUUGGAAAAAAAAUGAUCUUGCUGUUGUUUGGCUGUCCAGUGUCCCACUUCACAUGAAAGUCUGCUGGUAUUGGUCCAUUGUGUAGUUGUCAAGUCAACGACAGCACAGACAUGGUUUGUAUCACAGCAUUGAAAGAGUGAAUUGAAUUUUGGGGUUUUUUUAUUAGCUGCAAACCAAACCAAGAUUAACAGAACUAUACACUUCAAUAUGUUACCCUGUCUUUUAGUAAAUCUUUAUGAGUUUUCUUUUUAAAUUUAAUUACUGAAAUUUAUUUACGUUUACAUGAUAUUGUUAUCACAGAGAUGUGCCUGUAUUUAAGUGUUUUUGGAUGUCUGCAAGUUGAUGCUAACUUUUAAAAUCAUGCUUAUGAAGGAAGACUGGGUGCUAAAUUGGUUUGUUGUCAUCAGACAGAAAUAGUUGUUUAGUUGUUGCAGUAAUAAUAAAUUAUUGUUGCAUUUUAUCCUUACUAAGGCACAUUAUAGGCAUUUGUCAAAUAACCUGAAUUAGUUGCAUAAAUGUCUACUACUUCAAUGUAGCUAAUUUUUGCUUUUGAAGCUCAAAUCAUGAUGUAAAAAUUAUUUGUAAAUUCAAUAAUUAUGGUAAUUUCCUUUGUUUUUUUUUGUCUAAAUUUUUUUUGUGGGGAACCAGGGUUAAUUUCCACUUUAAGAACCUCAUUAACUCUGAUGAGCACAAAUCUAUAAAUUACACAUUUCAUCAGUCUAGUUUUGACUUUCACUAUUUUGGGUGGCUGGUGUUUUUCUGGCUGCUGUUUAUUUACGUCAAAUCGCGGCGGGGGAGUUUUUCUAAUGUAGAGCCUUCAUAAUGAAACCAUUCCAUGGCUACAGAAUCUCUGUGUUUGCCCGGAAGCUGCCUUGCUGUUUGUUGACAAGGUUAAACGGACAGCUGCACUUCUCUGCUGUUCGCCAGAAUGGCUCAAAGAAACUGAUCCUCUUGGGCAUCGAGAUUAACACAUGUGCAAAGGCGGCUCGUGUCAGAGAGUAGGCAGCGUGAGGGGUGAGGAUUAGUUUGCGGACAUGAGUUUGAAGGCUACUUUAAUAAGGCCGGCUUUGACUCGCCCCGUCUCCAUGGAGAGCGCUGGAGUGAAAGAAUGAGUGUCGGUCGGAGACAGUAUUCGGCUGCUUGCUCCCCCUUGCUCUGAGUUUGCGUUCUUUUUGUGUGCGGUCUGUUGAAAUCGUUUAGCUUCAGGUUGAGAAGGUAUGAUUUCUGAUGGGGUUCAGUUCUAAGCAAGAUGUGCAAUAGGUAUUUAGCACUCUUACUCUUUUACCAAGGUAUUCCUCUUUGCCUUUGUCAUAUUUAUGCCUGUUUGUCUCCAAGGACCUGCAAUGUUUUUUCCUGGUGCCUGAAUGAUCUCGCAAGCAGCACUGACAGAAUAACACUUUUACCCAAAUAAGAGCUUCAGAAACCUGGCUUGGUUCCUGUUUUUUCCGUUUCGUUUUGUUUUGUCUUAAAGAAAAAUGAAAACUGCUUGAAAGCACAAAUGUGCGAGCUCACAGCCUCAUUCUUAGUGCAUUCUGGAUCUGCAAGGAAGAUUCAAGCUGAGUUAAAAACUGAAUAGAGUAAAGAAAAUCCUUAAAGCAGUAACUUUCCUAGGUGAAUUUGCUGCUUGCAGCAAGGAGGAAGUAUGUGGUAUUUUAGCCUAAGUGAAACCAGAGAACCAUGUUAAAAUGCCUCCUGGACUUUUUUUUGUUGUUGCUCAAAACAAGUGUUAGUGGGCUGUGAUUUCAACAAGCUUGGGGGCAUGUUGAGCACACUCUGGCAAUCAGAAAAAAAACCAUGCAAACUUGAAACUAAACAUAGGAGAAAUAUACAUAUAUAAAUAUAUCUAAGUGAGAUGUUUGUGUAUGAUAUAAUUGUGAAACAAAUGUGAAUAUAUACAUAAAUAUUUAGGCCUAGAUUAAGUUCUAUACUGUAAAAUGUCCUCAUAUCUUCUGAUUUAUAUAUUAGUGACCAUUUUGUACAGACUUUUCUUUUUUAAUUCAUUCAGAGAGAUAUUACAUUUCACACUAAGAUUAUUUAUUCAUAUGCAGAACAUUUUUAUAUUGUUUAAAAUAUCGGUGUAGAUAACUGUUAGGCGCUGUAAUAUACUUUAAAGUUGAUUUUGAAAUUCUAGGGUUUUCUUUACAAAUAAUGAGUUGAACUUUAUGUAAUUAUGACAAUUUCAAAAGCUUUUCCCUGAAAAUGCUCGUCCAGCUUGUCUGCACCUUUGCCUCCUACUGUUAAAGUGUAAGAGGCUGGACCAGUGCCUGUUAGUAGGGGCUUAUUUUGCUACUAGGUCUGGGUUAUUUUGUACGUGUUUUUUCUUUUUCCUCAUUUUAUUCUGCCAUUCUGUAUUUGUGAUCUAAAUGGUAUUAGUGACACUGGAGAUGGUCAGAAACACAGAAAAUGUAGUACUUACUGUGAUACAAGUCCAAAGGCUUCAAAGGAGGCCUUGCUGCUUUGACUAAAGCAAGUUACUUGGCUUUAAUUCUUUUUUUCUUUUUUCUCUUUUUUUUCUUUGUUUGCAUGUUAACUGAGAUGGCAGGAAUGUGGAUUAAAAGGUUCAGAGACUAUAAGUGUACAUUAUGUUGCUUAUUCUGCUCCAGUUUGUGGCUUUAAGUAGCGUUUAAGCUAAACUUUUAAAACGGUAAAAGACAGAUAUAUUAAAGAAUCAUGUGGAGAGCUAUGAAGUCUUUGAUUUUGCCAUUGUAUUUUUUUUUUCUGAUACUUAAACUACAUUCUGUAGUAUGUAUCUGAGAUUUUUACUUGAAUGUGUGGAUGUUCAAAAAUCUUGGCAUCAAAAAUAAAUUUAAAAAAAUCAAUAAAAUUGACUUGUAAAUAGGUUGAGUCAUAGAGAAUUCACUGAAUUAUGUCCAAAAGAUAAUGUUUUAUUAUAAACUAUGAUGAUGGAUACAAAGGUAUAUACAAAAACAAUGCAUGUAUAGUCUCAAGCAAACGCACGGUGCAGUUUAGAAAAAAAAAAAAAAAGUUACGUACAGUACAUGUUUUUUUUUUCAAAGUUAUAAGAAAGAGUCAGAGAAGUGGGUAUAUAUAUGUUUGAGGUUUACAAACAGAAACGAUACAUUAUUUUAGUAUGUGUGACACGGGCAUGUUCAGUCUUACUGUGAAGUUACGUGAUGACGAUAGUGACUGGGAGUGUUGAACAUCCAGGGAUCAGAAGGCUUGAACGCACCCCAACAUGAGAAAUCAGCUACAGUUCUCCCAUUUGUAGAGUAGUGUGACAUAGGAACAAAAAUAACUACAGAAAAUAGAUCAAUUAUAUGAGAUAUAUAAAAUUUAAAUGCCUACUGAUACUGGAGAUAAUUUUAUCAGUGUGGAUGCCAUGAUAUUCUGUGAGAAAUGUGUUUUUGUUUGUUUGUUUGUUUUUUUCCGUGAGAAGACAGCAGGCACCUGAACCUGCCUUCUUUUGUACAUAAUUUGCUGUGAUUGUGUGUCCAAUAAAGUGCAGCCCUCUUGUA